Setaria italica (foxtail millet) is the source of this 570-nucleotide messenger RNA. RefSeq names its product putative disease resistance protein At3g14460. Lineage: Eukaryota; Viridiplantae; Streptophyta; Magnoliopsida; Poales; Poaceae. The coding region runs from base 1 to 570 and encodes 189 amino acids. Gene Ontology annotation, molecular function: ADP binding. The transcript is spliced from 2 exons. Gene Ontology annotation, biological process: defense response to other organism. The record is from RefSeq and is a predicted model, not a curated record.
AUGGUGCAAGCGUGUGGAGGGGAUACUCAUGACAUCACUGAACUUAGCUUGCUGCAGGGCCUGCUCGUGGAUCUUCUGAAGGAGAAGAGGUUCUUGAUUGUGCUUGAUGAGCUGUGGAGCAUUGAAAAAGCUAUACGCGAUCUGCUCGAGGGGCCUCUUCGAUUUGCUAGCUGGGACAUCGAAAUGUGUUCUGAAUUGGCAUCAAUAGGUGAGGAGAUUGUCAAGAGGUGCAAGGGCCUUCCGCUUGCAGCCAAGGUAGUUGGGGAUCUGAUUCAGUGUAAACCUAAUGGAGAGAAGUUAUUGGAGGUCUUACACAGUGACGUGUUGAAUAAUGAUGAUUUCAUGAAUGAGAUUCUGCCAGUCAUCAAGCUCAGCUAUGAUCAUCUCCCGCCGCAUUUGAGAAACUAUUUUGCAUACUGCUCCUUGUUUCCCAAUGGAUACAUAUUUGAUAAAGAACAAUUAAUCCGCUUGUGGAUGGCACAAGGAUUUCUUCAACAUCAUGAAAGGUUGCAGCCUGAAGAUGUUGGUCGCAAAUAUUUUGACAACUUGCUUGGGAAAUACUUCUUCUAG